Messenger RNA from Amborella trichopoda, 1279 nucleotides. Its product is annotated as Protein phosphatase 2C family protein. NCBI's taxonomy places the organism in Eukaryota, Viridiplantae, Streptophyta, Magnoliopsida, Amborellales, Amborellaceae. The record is from RefSeq and is a predicted model, not a curated record. Gene Ontology annotation, molecular function: protein serine/threonine phosphatase activity. Gene Ontology annotation, biological process: protein dephosphorylation.
CCCACCAUGGCACGGUCCGUGCCUUGAACGAGUCGGCGGUACAACACUUACAAAACCGAGAGCCCUCCGCCUGUCUCUGUGUUUCUUCUUAUUUUGUGUUUGGGUGUCUAAAAGCGCCAGGUGAUCAUGACUGGAAGAGAAAUCUUGCACAAGAUGAAGGCAGCAGCAGGUUUCUGCCCAUCAACAUCAGACACAGGAAAGGGGAAGAGCAAGCUGUGUAGGCAUGUCACUCAUGGAUUUCACUUGGUUAAGGGCAAGGCUAGGCAUGCCAUGGAGGAUUAUGUGGUGGCCCAAUUCCGUAAAGUAAAGGAUACUGAGUUGGGCUUAUUUGCAAUUUUCGAUGGCCAUUUGGGUCAUGAUGUGCCAAAUUACUUGCAGUCCAACUUGUUUGAUAACAUUCUGAAGCAGCAAGACUUUUGGACACACACAGAGAAUGCAAUAAAGAAAGCGUACGAAAUAACUGAUGAUAAGAUAUUGGAGAAAGUGGUCGAUUUGGGAAGUGGAGGUUCAACUGCUGUCACUGCCAUACUAAUGAAUUGUGAGAAGCUAGUCAUAGCGAAUGUCGGUGAUUCACGGGCAGUUGUUAGCAGAAAUGGUGUGGCUAAACAGCUAUCUGUUGACCAUGAACCAAACAAAGAGCGUGAGGCCAUUGAGAAGAAAGGUGGCUUUGUAUCAAACCUCCCAGGUGAUGUUCCUCGUGUUGAUGGGCAGUUGGCGGUAGCCAGGGCAUUUGGGGACAGAAGCUUGAAAGCUCAUGUCAGUUCUGAACCACAUGUUGUGGUGGAGAUCAUUGAGCCUGAUACGGAGUUUCUCAUCUUGGCAAGUGAUGGUCUAUGGAAGAGGCAUUAUCUAUUUCGUUCCAUGGAUCAUAUUUCUCUACUUCUGUAGUACACGUCUCAGGCACCAUGUAAACAAGGAGGUGAUGAUUCUUUGGGCUAUCCUGUUAUCUCUCUCUCAUGUCCACGGCUUGUGUUUUUUGCUAUAUUAAGGUUAUGACAAACCAGGAAGCAGUAGAUUCAAUUCGAUCUGUGAAGGAUGCGCAGGCUGCAGCUAAGCAUCUCACAGAGGCAGCUUUGAACAGAAAAAGCAAAGACGAUAUCUCAUGUGUCGUCGUGCGUUUCCUCUGACCUUUUGCUCUGCAUUGUGUGUAUAUUUCUGUUCCAGUUUCAAGAAAGGCUACUCUUGCAAGUGUGUUGCGGCCUGGUUGUUUCACCUCAUGGGGGUGUUGAUGUAAUCAUAGUACAAAAAUUCAAACAAAAGAUUGUAUUUAUUGAAUGUA